CACGACACUCCUCGAUACACGUUGUGAACGGACGCAUAAAAAAUCGUUAUAAGAAAACGUUAUAAGAAAUCGUUGUAGUAAAUCGUAAUAAGAAUCGGUGUAAGGAAAGAGUAAUAUUCGAAAGCUUUUAUUAAACUUGUAUCGUUGUACGUUUGCAGUAAAGUGCACCUUGAUUCCUUUUACGUCUACUACGAUAACGAUAGAAGAAGAAACGAAAAAAUACGAACAGAGCGAGACGUUUCUGCACACGUUCUUAUUAGUCUUGACUGCGACUAAUCUGUAUAAAACGUGUCCCGAUUCAUUUCCGUACUUUAGGAGACGCUGACUUACAAGGAAAACAAAUCCACAAGGAGGCAUAGUACGUGAUCAAUACACGAGGGUAGUGCGAGAAAAAGGAGGAAAACAGAGCACAUCAUAUCCAAUAAUAUACCAAUACUUGCACGUAACGAUGGAUACGACACUAACGGUGACACCAUACCUAUUGAACAUCGGUUAUUCUCUAUUGGCUACAAUCAUCACCACGCUGAUUGUACUACAUUAUUAUAUUGAGACUAGGCAUGCGGUGCGCCUUUCAUUGAAGUUACCACAUCCACCACGUGUACCUAUUAUUGGUCAUGCCUUAAUAUCCCUAAAAUUUAACCCCGAAGAUAUAUUAACCAAAGGCCUUGAAUAUCUCGUUGAAUACGGAUCCGUAAUGUCGUUACAUUUAGGAACCCGAGCUGUUAUCUUCUUAACAGAUCCGCAAGAUAUAGAGAUAAUUUUAAACAGCCCUGAGCACAUCGACAAACCCGUGGAGUACAGUUUCUUCAAACCGUGGCUCGGAGACAGCAUGCUAUUCAAUAACAGCGCCAAGUGGCUACAACACAGAAAAACAAUAUUAGCCACAGUUCACAUACAGAUAUUGAAGACAUAUGUGUCCCUGUUUUAUGAGAAUAGCCUGGAUCUGGUGAAGCGUCUUGGUGAUAAAAUCAGCCAACAAUUUAAUUGCCAUAAUUAUUUAUCGGUGGUAACUAUUAACAUGUUGAUAGAGACAGCAAUGGGAGUUAAGAGGGAAAAGGUUCAAAAUAUCGGAUUUGACUAUGCAAUGGCCGUGAUGAAACUGAGCGAGAUCGUGCACAAACGACAGUUCGACGCGUCUUUACGAUUUGAUCAGUUGUUCAGAUUUUCGAAACUUGCCAAACUGCAACAGGAAUUGCUCAAUACCGUCCAGUCGGCGACGAAAAUAGUGAUUCAGGAGAAAUUGAAGGAUAUCGAAGAAAAGCAGAUAAAAAAUACGCAUAAAAUCGAGGCGGAAAAUUCAAUGGAGAAAACGGAGAACGGCAUGAACACGACCAAUUAUAAGAUGCAUUAUGCGAGAGAUGAUAUCGACGAUAUGGAUGAAAACGACGUGCGCGAGAAGAAGCGACUCUCUUUCUUGGAGAUGUUGAUAGAUAUGAAAAAGAACGGACAGAUGAUCGAUAAGGAGAUUUCGGAUAACGUCAACGCUGCCUUGUUCGUGGGUCACGGCACCAUAGCAACGACCUCGAGUUUCGUGCUCUGCGUACUGGGAUAUCUUUCGGAAAUUCAGGCACGUGUACACGAAGAAUUGGACUCAAUAUUCCAUGACAGUGACAGACAGUGUACUUUCCAAGAUACAAUAGAAAUGAAGUAUCUAGAGAGAGUUAUACUAGAAACGUUGAGGCUCUUUCCUACAGUACCACUAUUCGCUAGGAAGCUUAAUAAGGACAUAAGAAUAGUUACAGGUAAUUACGUUCUACCAAAGGAUGCUACUAUUGUAAUAUUUCCAUUCGUGCUACAUCGUACAGAAAAAUAUUACCCGAAUCCGUUAGUUUUUAAUCCGGAUAAUUUCCUACCGGAUAACAUGCGGCAGAGAAAUAACUACGCAUACAUUCCCUUCAGCGCCGGUCCGAGGUCGUGCUUGGGACGAAAAUACGCUAUGUUGAAAUUAAAAGUUUUGUUGUCGACAAUAUUGAGGAAUUAUCGCAUUACUUCUGAUGUGUCAUAUCAAGACUUUCUUCUGCUAGCUGAGAUUGUCUUGAAGAGGGCUGAUGGAUUCCACAUCAAAAUUGAGCAACGAAAAAAGAAAUCACGAAUUUGAAAUAAAUUACACAGGCAUAAAUAAGACCAAUUUUGUCAGAUCGCGUCGGCACAGUGCUGUCGACACGGACUGUAACGUCGAAAUACGUACGUCAGCAACAUGCUGUCGACGGACCGCAAAGUGUUAAUAAGCUAUCUGGCAUAUGAAAAAUAUGCUGGAAAAAUAUGACGAUCGUUUAAUAAACUUGUUGGAAAAACGCAAAUUGCAGAUGUCGUUCAGCAGAAAAUCUGAAAACAGUUGCAAUGCUGUUGUCAAAGCAGCGCAAAGUAAUUACAAAACUUUUCCUGGCAAACGCAGU
Dinoponera quadriceps is the source of this 2396-nucleotide messenger RNA. Its product is annotated as cytochrome P450 4g15-like. The record is from RefSeq and is a predicted model, not a curated record. The transcript is spliced from 9 exons. Gene Ontology annotation, molecular function: heme binding; oxidoreductase activity, acting on paired donors, with incorporation or reduction of molecular oxygen; monooxygenase activity. Lineage: Eukaryota; Metazoa; Arthropoda; Insecta; Hymenoptera; Formicidae. Bases 449 to 2098 code for a protein of 549 amino acids.